GGUUAUGUUCUUAGCCAAUUAACUUUAAAAAGUGCUUUGCUGUUGCACCUCCCCUUCAGGGCAAUAGCUUCAAAAGAUUUUUUGUACUUAUCUUCCAGUUUCGUUGCAAUAUAUUUCAGUUCGUUGAAUGGUAUAGUUCUUGAACGAAUUUAACCCAUAAAAAUACGGGACUUACAAAUUCAGAAACGAGUACGCUUUCUGAUCGUGGGAUCCAUUUCGCCGGAAGGUGGAAAAAUUUUCCCUUAGUGAUCAAAGCUCUUUAUGCAAAGAAAUUAUUAUUCCCUUCUUAUUCAAAGAUUUAUCCGACCCCUAAAAUUUUCCUGCAUGUCUGCUAGUUCAGGCAAAAGGAAAGUGAAGAAUCCACGGAUUUCAAAAGUAUCACUUCCUACAGUUCCAUUAGUACAAAAAAAACGAAAGUUUGCUGAAUUUGUCGAAAACCCAAUUAUAAUGGACAAAGCUGAAGGAGAAAAAAAAUCAUGCAUUGGAAAAGUUGUUUACUUGGCCAACCCUGUGAAAUCACAAAAUGACAAGAAAGAAUACAGGACACUGCUACUGCCUAAUGGAAUGAGAGUUUUACUCAUUUCUGAUCCUAAUAUCAGUGAAACUGAGCCUGAUCUUGAUUCAUCAAAGGGAGUUGAUAACAUGGCGUACAGUUCAGCAGAGGAAGAAGAGUCCGAAGCAGAGGGGAGCGAUGAAGAAGGCGAAAAUGAUGAUUGCGGUGAAGAGGAAGAUGGUAGUGAGGGUGAAACGGACGAAGAAUCCGAGCCGGACCCAGACUCAACGGAAUCCAAUGGCCGCGACAGUGGUUUGACGCGAAAAUCAAAGCAACUAAGCAAGGAUGGCGAGCGUAUGGCAGCUGCUGCGCUAUGCGUUAACAUUGGCAGUUUUUCUGACCCCCCUGAUUUGCCUGGCUUGGCCCAUUUUCUUGAACAUAUGGUUUUCAUGGGUUCAAAAAAAUAUCCGAUUGAAAAUGCCUUUGAUGAAUUUCUUAAGACAUAUGGUGGAAGUUCGAAUGCUUCAACUGAUUACGAAACCACUACGUUUGAAUUCGAAAUCCACCAGCGCUACUUCCACCAGGCUUUGGCAAUAUUUGCUGAAUUUUUUGCUUCUCCUCUACUUUUACCUUGCAGCAUGAAGCGCGAAAAAGAAGCCAUUGAUAGUGAGUUCCAGAUGGCUUUACCUUCAGACUCUUGUCGAAAGCAGCAAUUAUUUGCUAGUUUAGCGAAAGAUGGACACCCAAUGACAAAUUUUACGUGGGGAAAUUCUUCCACGUUGAAUUUGGCUGGAGAUCCAGAAGGCGUGAAACUAAAUCAGCGACUUCGCUUGUUCUGGCAAGAACAUUACACCGCAGAUCGAAUGACCUUGGUGUUGCAAUCAAAGCAUGAUUUGAAUCAGCUUGAAGAAUGGGCAACAUCCAUAUUUCAAGGAAUCCCCUCAAUCAGUGACCAACCUGCCAUUCCUCCGAGCUUUAAAGAAUUAGGUUUUCCUUUCGAUACACUCCGUUUCAAGAGAGUGAUUAAAAUAGUACCAGUGAAAGAUGUGCAUCAGCUGUGUUUGUCAUGGGCAUUACCUUCUCAAUUGGAGCAUUAUCGCGUCAAACCAUUGGGUUAUAUUUCUUGGCUGAUUGGGCACGAAGGGCGAGGUAGCUUGUUGGCGUAUUUAAGGCAAAAAGUAUGGGCUUUGGACCUGGCAAGUGGAAAUGACGAAAGUGGUUCUGAUCACAACUCGACCUACGCAUUAUUCAGCAUCAACAUAAGUUUGACUGAACGAGGCAUGGCGGAAAUCGAACAGGUUAUCGGUGCGGUUUUCCAGUACAUAAACAUGUUAAAGAUUCAAGGACCUGAUGAACGCAUCUGGCGAGAGAUUCAGACUAUCGAAGACCUUAGUUUUCGUUAUGCAGAGGACAGUCCUCCAGUAGAAAAUGUCGAAGCGCUAAGCGAGCACAUGCAUAAAUAUUCCCCUGUCGACUAUAUCACUGGAGAUACCCUCGUAUUUGAUUUUUAUCCUGAUGUCAUUUCUAAAUGCAUAAACGCCCUUCAGAUGGAUAACGUUAAUAUCAUGAUAUUAUCAAAGGAUUUUGAAAGCUUAAACAUCUGUAACCAGGUUGAACCGUGGUUUCAAACCCGCUAUGAAGCCAAAGACAUUCCGGAUGAGUGGAAGCAGAAGUGGUCCAAGAUAGUAGAAGAAGAAUCACCGUUUGCAAUUCCCGAUCCAAAUCCAUUCUUGGCUUCAGAUUUUUCACUUCUUGAACCCCCUUCAGCCACUACCGUAAGUUCCGUCCCAGCCAAGGUUGACUGCUUUGAGAGUGGCUUCUUCUUAUGGUACCGCCCUGACAGUAAAUUCCGCAUCCCAAAAGCAGUUUUGAACUUUUAUCUCGUGACACCCAUAGCUGUCGAUUCUGCCCGAAAUGCGGUUCUCUUGGAGCUACUAGCAAAAAUGCUUAAGCACCAACUAAUGGAAAAAGUGUAUGAUGCAUUGGUAGCCCAGCUGGAACUCGCUAUUCAUCACUAUGACAGAGGUCUAGUCAUUAAAGUUUCAGGAUUCAACCACAAACUUCACUUGUUGAUCAGUGCAGUUGUAGAGCAGUUUGUGAAGUUUGAACAGAACGUUGUAGUGGAGGUUUUCGAUGCAUUACGGGGGCAACAAGAAAAAGCGUACCGAAACUUUUGUAUCAAGCCUACUAAACUCGUUACGGAUGCACGUCUUGCCUUACUACACACAACUCAUUGGUCGAUAUUGGAAAAGUCGGAAGCAGUGAAGAGUCUGACCUUAAACGACCUGAAGCUCUUUUCGACACGGCUAAAGGAGAGCUUUGAUUUGAAGUGUCUCGUUCAAGGAAAUUAUUCUAAAGAACAAGCAUUGGAAGUGGCGCUCGAUUUCAAAACGAAGUUGCAAGAGAAAGGACGAUUGGACGAUCAUGCAUUACCUCCUAUCAGAAUAUGCCAAGUACCCCUGGGAAAUAAAUACUGCCGAAUUGCAAGUUUCCAUCCGUCUGAUUUCAAUUCAGUAGCUGUAAGCUACUAUCAAGUUGGGCCCACAAAUAUGCGCCAGACUGCAGUUAUGGAGAUUCUCGUCAAUCUUAUGGAAGAACCUGUUUUUGAUAUUCUACGGACUCGCGAACAAUUAGGAUAUAAUGUGUAUGCCACUCUUCGGAACACUUUCGGAGUUCUGGGAUUUUCAAUUACCGUCGAUUUUCAAGCAGACAAGUUCAGUGCUUCACAUGUGGAUGAAAGGAUAGAGGCGUUUUUGAACCAAUUCAACCUCAACUUGAAGGCUAUGACAGAAGAUGAUCUACAAACUCGAGUGCAAUCUCUCAUCAAACUAAAGCAAGUUCCAGAUGUGUCACUUGACGAAGAAGUAUCACGUAACUGGAACGAAAUCCUUAGCGAGGAAUAUCUAUUUGAUCGUUUGCAGCAAGAAAUCGAACAAUUGCCGUUGGUGAGCUUGGAUGAAAUUCGUUCUUUCUUCCAGCAGUAUGGCUUGGCGUUUAAAGGUUCUGAACGAAGGAAGUUGUCGAUGCAGGUUAUUGGCAAUAGCAAACAAAACGAGGACCACAGUCUGGAAGAGGAUAGCAAGACUAAAUUACGCUUCUUGGCUGAAGAUGGCAAGGAAGUUGACUUCAUUCACGAUUUGAGUGAACUACGUCGGACGUCGGUAAUAUUUCCACCCCUGAAGACUUUUAAUGGUUUACCACCCACCGCAAAUGUCUAGUAAAUCAGAAAUGGAUAAAUUUUAUUCGAUCCAGUACACAGUGGGCCGAAG
Messenger RNA from Daphnia magna, 3762 nucleotides. RefSeq names its product nardilysin. The record is from RefSeq and is a predicted model, not a curated record. Gene Ontology annotation, biological process: proteolysis. Bases 262 to 3711 code for a protein of 1149 amino acids. Gene Ontology annotation, molecular function: metal ion binding; metalloendopeptidase activity. NCBI's taxonomy places the organism in Eukaryota, Metazoa, Arthropoda, Branchiopoda, Diplostraca, Daphniidae. The transcript is spliced from 16 exons.